Molecule: messenger RNA, 222 nt
Organism: Ogataea angusta
Lineage: Eukaryota; Fungi; Ascomycota; Pichiomycetes; Pichiales; Pichiaceae
Exons: 1
Coding region: 1-222 (73 amino acids)
Biological process (GO): protein modification process; mRNA splicing, via spliceosome
Cellular component (GO): cytoplasm; nucleus
Molecular function (GO): protein tag activity
Source: RefSeq, a predicted model, not a curated record
AUGAUUGAAGUUGUAUGCAACGACCGGCUCGGGAAAAAAAUCAGGGUCAAGUGUCUGCCAACUGACACCAUAGGAGACUUCAAGAAGCUCCUGGGCCUGCAAAUUGGCACAGACCCGAACAAAAUCGUUCUCAAGAAAGGAUACAUGAUUUUCAAAGACCAUAUUUCGCUAGACGACUAUGAGAUCCACGACGGCAUGAACCUGGAAUUAUACUAUUCAUAA